Messenger RNA from Trichophyton verrucosum HKI 0517, 519 nucleotides. RefSeq lists its product as uncharacterized. The transcript has 2 exons. Gene Ontology annotation, cellular component: COPII-coated ER to Golgi transport vesicle; endoplasmic reticulum-Golgi intermediate compartment; Golgi apparatus. The annotation marks the transcript as partial. The record is from RefSeq and is a predicted model, not a curated record. NCBI's taxonomy places the organism in Eukaryota, Fungi, Ascomycota, Eurotiomycetes, Onygenales, Arthrodermataceae. Gene Ontology annotation, biological process: Golgi organization; intracellular protein transport; endoplasmic reticulum to Golgi vesicle-mediated transport.
UCCGAAGUCUACAACCCUCAUCUCAACGCCUAUGCCCCUGACAGUAGUAUAACCAUCACUAUCACUGUCGAUGAAGUCUUUGAUAACGACCACCGGGUUGUGUCUCAGAAGGGAGCUGAUAAGGGACGGUACACCUUUUCCACCGCUGAUGCGGGACAGCACAAGCUAUGCUUCACCGCAGACUCGCAUGCCAAUAGCGGAUGGCUUUCUGGAGCUUCUGGCCCGGUGAAGUUAACCCUUGACAUGGCUAUCGGCGAGUCCAACCACUUGGAGUCUGAAGACAAGAGCAAGCUUGACGAUUUGGUUGAGAGAGUCAGGAACUUGAACGGAAGACUCCAAGACAUACGUCGCGAACAGGUCUUCCAGCGUGAACGAGAAGCCCAGUUCAGAGACCAGUCUGAAGCUACCAACUCUCGCGUCGUUCGAUGGGCUCUGAUUCAAACCGCCGUCCUCGGUGUAACGUGUGUCUGGCAAUUCUCUCAUCUACGAAGCUUCUUCAUUAAGCAGAAGCUUACUUAA